AUGUAAGUUGGAAAUAAUGUAGUAGAAAAUCAAAAGAAAGAAGAAAAUGAAGAAGAAUCAAAAGGAGUUGUGACGAUGAAAAGAAGAUUGAUAGCUUCGCUUGAUCUUUUCUAAUUCAUGCCUGUUCCUAAAACUGAAAUGGUCUCCUCUAAAAGAAGCUUAUAUGGGAGUCUUUUGAUGAUAGGAUGCUUUUUAGCCUAUUUUCUCUAUACUUUCGUUGCAUUUGUUACCAACAAUAGUCCAACAGUAAAUUAGUAUUAAGAAAUAUUGGAGAUUUCAAAUAUCACUUUACCUGAUAUUGCUUUUGGAUACUUCUAUGGAGAUCCGUUUACAAAAACCAUAAAUGACCCUUCUAUCUUUUAUUUUCAAAUGGUUUAAGUUACUAAAUUUCAAGAUGUCUCCAAGAAAGAUGUAAAAACAUAAAUACCGUUGAAACCUUGCAAUCCUGAUUGGAUUCCUGCAUCUAAUUUCACACUUCUUUGCCCAAACGAGUCUGCAAACAUGUCAGGAGCUCUUUACCAAACUCCAGAAUUUACUUAUCCUAGAAUUUAAGUGUCAUACUGUACCUCAGGGCACGGGUAGGCCUGUGUAAGUUAGCAAGAAAUAGAUUAGAUCACAGCAGGUGGGAGAAUUUUAUUAUACGUUCGAGAUAAUUCACCGAAUUUCGAUCUUACAACUGGAAAAUCUGUAGAGAGUGUGCCCUAUUCUACUUAUUAAUACUUUCUAAUGCCUGGGCUAUAUCCCAGGACUGAAAUAUUCUUUUAACUUGAGAAAUAUACAAUCAAACCUGAUUACUUAAGAAGAUGGUCGGAUGAUGUUAGAUUAUUUUUAAGUACAGAAAAAAUUAACAGUUGGAUAACAAAUGUGACUGUUUAUAGCAAUGAUAAUGCAUAUUAAAUAGGAUUUCGAUCAGAAUUAACUUAAUAGAUCUCUGUAUUGACUUAUUAAACUUCAUUUGGUAUGAUUUCAAUUGUGGGUGCAUUUUGGGGAGUUUUAUUCUCGACAUUUGCGGCUUAUUUUUUAAUUUAUAAUAAGAAUGUUUUUUAUAGGGAGAAUAAAUAGUGGGAGGAUUUUGGAAAGUAGAUUGGAGUUAGAAAAGCAGCUGAUGUAUUUAAUCUAACUGAAGAAAGACCUCAUUCAAAGGUCAAUGAUUCAAUUGUAUUUGAAAUGACUGAAAUUCAUCAAGAGAACAAUGGCCAUUCUAAAAAUGAAUAGGAUGGAAUUUGAUUAAUUGUUUAAUUUAAAGAUAAUUAUAUCUCAUAGAAUGAAAAUUUUA
Molecule: messenger RNA, 1276 nt
Organism: Paramecium tetraurelia
Lineage: Eukaryota; Ciliophora; Oligohymenophorea; Peniculida; Parameciidae
Exons: 7
Biological process (GO): reciprocal meiotic recombination
Cellular component (GO): nucleus
Molecular function (GO): double-stranded DNA binding
Source: RefSeq, a predicted model, not a curated record